CAGAAAGUGAUGACCUUUGAAAGAUGGUGGUGUGUUUUAACAGAUGAACUUGAUCUCUGCAUUCAGGGAUCUGUGGAGAACAAGUUUACCACACUUCAUUAAAAACAGAUUUGCUUGUGGAUUCCCUAAAGACUGGGAUCUAUUAAGAAGAAAGUGGAUCAUGUUUUUAAAAGCAGGAGAACCACAAGAUUUUCAGUGGAAGGGAAAUGACAAUGCAGCUAUUUUAGACAGCUGUUCCUCCUUAGAAAAGCCCCCUGGACAAUCAUCACAAGAAAGUAGUUGUGAGGAAUUCAGAAACAAAACUCAAAAGAGGAAUUCUGCAUUUUCACCCUUACCUGCCAACAAUAAGUUCACAGAUACAGUUCAUGGACUUGGUUCUAAUUAUGCUAUAGAUGAAAAAUGUGAUACUAAAAGUACUGGAAAUCAGCCACGUUUAGAAGAAGAAAGAACUAAUUGUGUAAUCCCCAAAAGAAAUAAACCAGAAUGUAGCAACACAGUUAAAACUACAAAGAAUCAUUUUCUGGCAGCUGAAAGAAGUUUCGAUAUUAUUAGUGAUAGUGAAGACUCAAGUGAUGAAGAUAAUGACAUUGUUGACUUGGACACAAAUUGUCAAGAGGCAAAAAUCAAUGAUAAUCAAUAUGGAAAUAAGAAACAAUUGGUUGUCAUGAGAAGAACUAAUACACCUCAGACAUUGGUUCAACUUGAUGUUACUGCAUUGCCACGUGGGAAUUGUGUGAUGAAGGUAGUGAAAGAUUGCUGGAGAACUGGCUGCCCGUCUUGAAUGGGAGAAAACUCUGCUUCAGAGGAGUCAGGUCUAUGGGAAGCACGUACAUUGAUCACACAACAGCUUCAGUAAAAUCAAGACUCAAAAGUGAUACUGUGACACUUGUUGAUGGCAAUACCUGCAAGCUCAUAAGACAGUCUCAUGAUGUACAUAAUUGUGAGGCUCCUUCAUCAGUCAUAAACCAUGUGGCAGAUAACAGCAAAGAGAAAAAUAGCAAUGUACCAGAGAAACUAUGUAAUGAUCAAGGCUCUAAUGCUUUGCCUGCUGUGAAAAGCAACAGAGUACAAAGUGCAGAUGACAAGAAAAAAUGUGAGAUGUUGAACAAUCCAGGGGCAGUAUCACCAAAAAGCAUAAGAAAUGCAGUCAACUCAAAACAAAAGAAAGAAUUAGUUGACAUAAAUGUAAAGAAAAGUAAAAAAGAAUGACAGUCAUCUCUACCUGGCUCAGACAAAGAUGUGAAUAGUGAUUCUUUAGAUGGCAAUAACUGUCUAAAUAAUAAAUUUAAAAACCCAAUUCAUUUUAGAAAUUCAGAAAGGAGAGUUCUAAAGAGUAGAAACAAACAAAUCAGUGAACAAAAAGAAGGUUAUAAUGAUAUAAUGUAUGAGAACAAGA
Schistocerca cancellata (South American locust) is the source of this 1396-nucleotide messenger RNA. RefSeq lists its product as uncharacterized. Bases 44 to 781 code for a protein of 245 amino acids. The transcript is spliced from 8 exons. The record is from RefSeq and is a predicted model, not a curated record. Lineage: Eukaryota; Metazoa; Arthropoda; Insecta; Orthoptera; Acrididae.